UCGUCCUCACCACCAUCCAUCAUCACGUUGCCCCCACUCGCCCGGCAUGCUGUCCAUCAAGAAGCCUCGCAAUGCCCGCUCCAAGCGAGCAUUGGAGAAGCGACAACCCGCCACCAACGAACCUGUAAAGACGGCCCUCUUUGUCAAUGCUUCCCACUCAAGCCACACCGUCUCGCAAGCACUGCAACAACUCUCCGCCCUCAAGAAGCCCUACGCAAUCUCCUUCUCCAAGAAGAAGUCCAAUGAUGUCAAUCCCUUCGUCGAUGCAAGCUCAAUCGAGUUCUGGUGCGCAAAGAACGAUACCCCACUGAUGCUGGUCGGCGACUCGAGGAAGAAGCGCAAGGACAACUUGACGUGGAUCAGGCUCUUUGACGGCAAAGUAUUGGAUAUGCUUGAGAUGGGCAUCGAUAGCCUCAAGACCACCGAGGAGUUCAAGCCCCCUACCCUACCUGACUUGGGAACUAGGCCGCUCUUCCACUUUGCCGGGCAGCAAUUCGCUACAGAGGCUGCCGGGGAAUACCCAGCGCAUGCCCACCUGAAGUCGCUCAUGCUCGACUUCUAUCGUGGAGAGGAGGUCCUUGAGAAUGGAAUCCCAACAGGAGGAAAGGUGGCGCUGCAGGGUGGGCUGCAGAUGGUCAUUAGUGUCACAGCGACGAGCGACAAUGAAGGCACGAGCAAGGGCAACGGCGCCGCAGGGGCUACCUUGGCCGACCUGUAUGCCGCAGGCCAAGCAACGAGCAGCAAUGGCGCUCCCUCCUCCUCCGCAACACCAAUCGAUACUUCAGCAUCUGGCAGUCGCAUAGGCUUCCGCGUCUACACCAUCACCGUACCCCCAAAGACACCGGCACGCGCCAUUCCCUCCAACUUCACACUAAACGAGUGCGGUCCUUCCCUCGACCUCACCAUCCGACGUCGUCAGCCCGCAGACGCCACCAUGCUGCAUCAGAGUUUGAAGAGGGCAAAGACGCAAGCAGAGAAGAAUAGGCAGGGCAAGAGCGACACGUACAAGAAGAAUAUCGAUACAGAUGAGAUGGGCGAUAUGGUUGGUAGGGUGCAUGUGGGCAAGCAGGAUCUUAGCAAGUUGCAGACGAGGAAGAUGAAGGGUUUGAAGGCGGAUAAGAAUGGGGCUGAGGAGAGUGACGAUGAAGACGACGAGGAGGAGCACGACGACGACGACGAGGAUGAAGAUGAAUUCAUGGCGCUGGGUAGCGGGGAUGAGGACGAGAUGGAAGAUGACGAGGACGAUGAUGAGGAGGACGCAGCAGAGAUGGCAGAUCUCGUUGGCGACUCAGAAGACGACGAUGAUGAGCCAGCGCCAGCACCCAAGGGGGCGAUGUCGAGCAAGAAGCGAGGCAGAAAGGCAUAAGAACCGGUCUUACCAAAGCGUGCAAUCUCAUUUCGCCUCUAUCAAGAGGCUCGUUGCCAGACUUCAUCGUUGCAGGCUGAUGCUGGAGUGCGGAUCUGGUGAUGUAUCGAAGUAAGUGUGACAUUGGGGUAGUGGAUGAAAUGAAGGAUAUACGGACAUGGUGGUGCUGAUGACUUCGAUGGGCGCGCUGCCCGGUGCUCCCAGGUUCGCUCACUCCUUGGUCGAGGAGGGAAAGAGAUGGUUGACGGAGGUCUUGUGCUCCUGGCUGCUCGGAUGAUGUUGCGAUGCUCUAAUGUCUCCUCCCUUUGAUGGCAAAUUUGUCUCGCUUGACGAGUCUGACACCCUGUCUGCUCCUCCUUCUCUUCUUCUUCUUCUUCUUCUUCUUCCUCCUCCU
Molecule: messenger RNA, 1760 nt
Organism: Jaminaea rosea
Lineage: Eukaryota; Fungi; Basidiomycota; Exobasidiomycetes; Microstromatales
Product: Brix-domain-containing protein
Exons: 1
Coding region: 47-1366 (439 amino acids)
Biological process (GO): ribosomal large subunit assembly; maturation of LSU-rRNA from tricistronic rRNA transcript (SSU-rRNA, 5.8S rRNA, LSU-rRNA)
Cellular component (GO): nucleolus
Molecular function (GO): rRNA binding
Source: RefSeq, a predicted model, not a curated record